GGACAGAAAAGUAGUGAAGGUACACUGAAGACAGCGGAGCACUAGAAAAGAAGAGUAACUUUAUUAACAGUGAACGAUGAGGACGUUGCUGGUGCUGUGUCUGUGCCUGUAUGUCACCUGGGCUCAGGAUAAUCUGGAGUACGAUGAUUAUGGCACGGAUACCGUAGCCUCAUCAGGAUCAAAAACAAAUGAGACUGUGGAUGCUCGUGGUCAUCGUCCAAAUACUGGCGGCAGGGACAGAUACAACGCUCCUCGCAAUAAUCCUCCACCUGUCAGCGACGGUGGCAGGUAUCGUGGCCGGCCCACCACCGCUUCAGUCGGACGUUCAGUGGUGCAGGAGAAGAAGGAGCAGCCUGAGGCCGGAGGAUGCACCCACCCUUUGGAGGAGCUGGGAGUUUUAUGUCCCAAUGGCUGUGAACUGAAGACCAUGCUGCUGAAGCAAGAGAAGAAUGUCAAAACGAGCAUAAAUGAGCUAAAGCCUCAGGUGGAUGAUUUGUCCCAGUCCUCCAACAAUGUCUUCAACUAUGUCAACAGCAUUUCCAAUUCUCUAAGAGAGAGGCAGAUAGUCAUCAAUGAUAACAACAGGGUGGUCAGUCAGUACACCGAUAGCGUGGAGGAACAACAUGUCUACAUCAAAGAGACGGUCGACACUGUCUUCCCUUCCAACAUCAGAGUGCUACAGGGGGUCCUGGACAAGAUCAGGCUGAAGAUCCAGAAGCUAGAGAAGGCCAUCCAGGCCCAGAGGGAGGAGUGCAAGGAACCAUGCAAGACCACAUGUCCCAUACCAGUGGUGUCUGGUAAGGAGUGUGAGGACGUCUUCCGUCGUGGAGGAAGAGAUUCCCAGAUGUAUCUGAUCCAGCCCGACGCCUUCUACCCUGCAUACAAGGUCUUCUGUGAUCAGACCACCCAGAAUGGAGGAUGGCUUCUCAUCCAGAACCGGCUUGAUGGAAGCGUUGAGUUUGGCCGCCGCUGGGAUGAGUAUCGACGUGGUUUUGGCAACAUUGCCUUGGAUAGUGGCAAGGGUCACUGUGAGACUCCCGGUGAAUACUGGCUGGGUAAUGACCGGAUUAGUCAGGUGACGAAAAUGGGCCCCACUGAGGUUCUCAUUGAGAUGCAGGACUGGACAGGAGCCAAGGUCCACGCCCAGUAUCAACAGUUCACAGUUCAAUCAGAGACGUCCAACUACAUCCUGGCAGUUGAUGGUUACACUGGUAACGCUGGCAACUGUUUCCUGGAAGGAUCCGUGGAGCUCUUUGGUGAAAACCGCACCAUGACCAUUCACAACGGCAUGAUGUUCAGCACCUACGACAGGGACAACGACAACUGGAACCCCGGCAAUCCCUCCAAACAGUGCUCCAGGGAAGACGGAGGUGGAUGGUGGUACAACCGCUGUCACUCAGCCAAUCCCAAUGGCCGAUACUACAUGGGCGGGGCCUACACAGCUCAAAUGGCCAAGCAUGGCACAGAUGACGGCGUGGUGUGGAUGAACUGGAAGGGAAGCUGGUAUUCGCUCAAGGCCAUCAGCAUGAAGAUCCGACCCUUCUUUGUCUCACGAUAAUCGUGCUGUGAUCACAUGUGCAUAUAACACACAGGAAGCUGCCAAAAUAAAAGACACCUGAGUGUUAAUAUUGAAUGAACAUUUUAGUGUGUCCUUUGUUUAAGCUGUAACCUUGAAGUAGAUGGACACACAUUUACACACAGUCAGGACGUGUGAAAGUACAAACACAGUUUCAGAUGAAAGCUCAAAGGCUUUUCACACUUAAGGAAGAGAAGUAGAAGAGAUAUUUUUGAAAUAAAAAGGUCUGACUGGUUGUGUGUGAAUGUGCUGUGAUCUGUUAUAUGUCAUGUCUUCAGUGUGCACUACUAGGACAAGUUGAUUCCAGCUGUCCUCCGCUACUCAAUAAACAUGUUGAGGAAUAUAAAA
This is a messenger RNA of Labrus mixtus (cuckoo wrasse), 1924 nucleotides long. It is a transcript of the gene fgb, whose product is annotated as fibrinogen beta chain. Lineage: Eukaryota; Metazoa; Chordata; Actinopteri; Labriformes; Labridae. The record is from RefSeq and is a predicted model, not a curated record. Gene Ontology annotation, biological process: platelet activation; blood coagulation; protein polymerization. Gene Ontology annotation, cellular component: fibrinogen complex. The transcript is spliced from 13 exons. The coding region runs from base 77 to 1558 and encodes 493 amino acids. Gene Ontology annotation, molecular function: signaling receptor binding.